Poecilia latipinna (sailfin molly) is the source of this 1422-nucleotide messenger RNA. RefSeq lists its product as uncharacterized. Lineage: Eukaryota; Metazoa; Chordata; Actinopteri; Cyprinodontiformes; Poeciliidae. Bases 200 to 1021 code for a protein of 273 amino acids. The record is from RefSeq and is a predicted model, not a curated record. The transcript has 2 exons.
UGUGAAUGCAGCUUUUGGCUCCCGCUGGGACAACGAGGGCCACGCCAACAUUCACUGCCGGUGGCACCAAAACCACACACAGCUGGGCUUAUAUUCAUGUGAAUAAAGAAGAUUGAAAGGGAAGACAACAACAACAGCGGAAAAAAAGGGCUCCCUGAGAGAAUUUCUGUCUGUCAACUUUGUCAUUUUCCAGUUUAGCAUGGAUACAGACCAACCUGGAAAUCAUCAGAUCAACGAAGCAAACUGUCCUCUCGGCACAAACACCGGGGACGGUCUGCUCAUCACUUUGGAAAAGGGCUCUCAAGAAAAAAGGGGCUGUGGAUUAGCAUUUGGCAACAGGGAAGAAGGGAAGUGCAGGCCAGAAGAAAUCAAGGAGGAGGACAAGGGGGGGAACAGAAGUGUCGUCAGAGAGCAGAAGGAGAAGGUUGUGGAAGUUCUGAAAGAGCUGAAUGAGUUUCAUGCGGAGAUACUGACAGAUUGGAGGAAGGUUAUUCACGAAUGCGCCGGCAUGCUUGAAAAGUUUCCACAAGGGUGCGAUGAACAUCACGCUGCCUCUACAAAAGAUGUUUCAGAGUAUAAAACUACAUCCCGUUCAGAAUCCGAUGGCAUUUUGAGCGUUGGGGAAGACAUGGAGGACCUCCUGGACAGAGUGACCAAAAUCAUUCCAAAGCUGGACGCCGCAGUGCUCCAGUUAUCCACGCUCGAGGAGUCGGCUGCCGCCUUUCAGGAACCCAGAGACGAGGACGUUCCAGAUCAAACGGAGGAUGUCAUGAAGCAGCGAUCUGAAUAUAAUCUGGAGCUCAGAGAAGAAGUUCAAGAUGCUCAAAAUGAAGAAAACACCCUGGACUCUGGAUUCAACAGUUCAAACUGCAGCACGGAGAAAGAGACCGAAGAGAAAACCAGCGUCGGAGGUCAAGAGAAGGAUUUUUACAAUCAGGCUACUUCACUGGAAGCAGAGGAGAAAGACAGAGAGAAUAAAACUAAGCGGGGAACAGAAGAGAAAUGGAUUACAACAUGGUAGGCUGCCACGACCAUCGCAGUGUUUUUAUUCUAACUUCUUCGACUGGGCCAUUCUGAUACAUGACUAUGCGUUUUAUGCAGCUGUAGGUCUGUCUGCAUAUUUAAGGUUGUUGUCCUUUCAGAAGAUGAACUUCUGCUCUGUCCUCAAGUAUUUAUGCACCCUAAUUUGAUUCAGUGACAUUUUGUCACGGUAACCUGCUUUGAACGUCUCCACAACCUUCUCCUUGGCCUGUUUGCAGCGUUCUUUGGUCUUCGUGAUGCUUUUAGUGUCUCUGAUGUUCUUUAAAAAACAAAAAAGAAACCUCUGAAGCAGAAAAAAAUGAUGGAAUUGUACUGAGAUUAAAAACCCGCAGGUGGUUAGAAAGUACAGUAUGUGACUUCUCAAGGCAGUUAAUGGCUUUA